Messenger RNA from Lycium barbarum (goji berry), 748 nucleotides. RefSeq names its product ATP-dependent DNA helicase Q-like 2. Gene Ontology annotation, molecular function: nucleotide binding; nucleic acid binding. The record is from RefSeq and is a predicted model, not a curated record. NCBI's taxonomy places the organism in Eukaryota, Viridiplantae, Streptophyta, Magnoliopsida, Solanales, Solanaceae. Bases 56 to 406 code for a protein of 116 amino acids. The transcript is spliced from 2 exons.
ACGCUUAGACACAGAGGUUGAAUUGUCGACUAGACAGUCAAGGACCUCAAGCAGUAUGAAAUCAUCCAAACGAGAAAGAUCAUCAGGAUUGGAUGAUAAGCUUGAUGAGCUACGAAAGGAACUCACAUCCAUCCAUGGGGGAAUAUUCCCUCAUUCUGUAUUAUCUACGCAACAAAUCGGUACCUUGAGUGCACAGAAACCAAAAUCAACUGAAGAGUUGGAGAAGUUGAUUGGCAAGUUGAAGACUCAAAAAUACGGAAGCAGAAUUCUUGAAGAGAUUGCUAGUUAUGAGUCAGAUCCCCAAAAAGAUGCAGAUGGAAGCAAAGAGACCAAAGGCAAUGCUGUUAAGAAGUUGAAAACCAAGAAAGCUCUUGUUGUCCUUGAAAGUAGUGAAGAUGAAGCAUGAAGAUACAACAACGCAUUAGGAAGGCUACUAAAAUUCUUCUAGUAUCAUUUUUGUUAUCUUUUUUGAGAAAUCUAAUGAUAGUAUUUGUGCGUAAUAUCUAUAUCAAAUGGUGAAUCAAAUUUUCCACAAGAAAUUGCACCCAAUGACCUUCAAAAUGGGCGUUCUUGAACUUUUUGAACCCUACGUGCCUCAUGGGCAAACCUUCAAGGUCAAAAGUUAAAAACUUGUUAAACUUGAAGUUUUGUUCCAUGGGACAAGUGAGAUCAAAAGUUCAUGGCCACCCACCUCCGAGGCCAUUCUUGUAAAUCACCCAAUUUUCCUUGAAGUGGGCUUAUUUGGAUA